Ilex paraguariensis (yerba mate) is the source of this 1781-nucleotide messenger RNA. Lineage: Eukaryota; Viridiplantae; Streptophyta; Magnoliopsida; Aquifoliales; Aquifoliaceae. The record is from the annotation of a GenBank genome assembly.
CUCUCUCUCUCUCUCUCUCUCUCUCUCUCUCUCAUAAUUGAGACAUCAAGAGGCGAAAUUUGAAGAAAGCUAGUACCAGCACUCACUUGCAACCUCUCCUUUGUUCAAGUUCUACAGCAGGGUCUGUUUCAUUUUCUUUGAUUUUUUUGUCCUGGAUUUUGGCUCUUUUGUCCUUAUGCUAGUUCAGUGGGUUCAGAUCUUAAUGAUGGCUUCUAGGGUUUUAUUUUAGGGAGAUGGUUAAAUUUUAAUUUUACUUUUGUUUUGUCACUGUUUGUGAUUUUUUUGGGUUCUGAAAAGUUGGGUCUUUUUUAGAUUCCUCACAAAUGCUUGUUGAUUUAACACAUGCAUUGUCAUUGUGAAACUUCUACCUCUCUUCAAUCCUCUUCUGGGUUCCCUCUCCCACUUGCUCUGUUUUUCCUCUGUUUCAUCGAAUUCCAGAGUUUUGAGCCAAUCCGCUGAUGCAGAAACCCUAAUUAUAUAAACUAUAUCUGGGUUUUUGACGGUGUUCAGUUUUUAUGAGGUGGGGUAUGGAGAUUCUGUCACCGGCCUCUUCUUUUUCGAGCUCAAGGUGGUUGCUUGAAGACAGCAAGAGCACACUAUGGACACCAGAAGAGAACAAAAAGUUUGAAAAUGCUCUUGCAUUAUUUGAUAAUGACACGCCCGAUCGAUGGCAAAAAAUCGCGGCAAUGGUUCCGGGGAAGACUGUGGGGGAUGUAAUGAAGCAAUAUAAAGAAUUGGAGGAUGAUGUCAGUAGUAUAGAAGCAGGGUUAGUUCCAAUUCCUGGAUAUAGUACCUCCCCUUUUACCUUGGAGUGGGGAAAUUGUCAUGGUUUUGAUGGAUUCAAGCAAACAUAUGGUCCUGUGGGGAAGAGAUCUUCGUCGAAUCGGUCUUUGGAGCAAGAGAGAAAGAAGGGUGUUCCAUGGACAGAAGAAGAGCAUAAACUGUUCUUGUUGGGGCUUAAAAAGUAUGGAAAAGGUGACUGGAGAAAUAUCUCCCGCAAUUUUGUGAUUACUAGAACUCCGACUCAAGUUGCUAGCCAUGCCCAGAAGUACUUCAUCAGGCAGCUCUCGGGUGGAAAAGAUAAGAGAAGAGCAAGCAUACAUGAUAUAACAACUGUUAAUCUCAACGAGAAACAAACGCCUUCGCUAGACAGUAAAAAACCUCCUUCACCGGAGCAAUCUUCUGUGCUUUCCCAGCAGCCGAAUUCUACUUCCAUGCCAACACCUUUUCAAUGGGAUCAGCAAAAUGGUUUUAACCUAGCACAUGGGAAUAUGUUCAUGUCACAUUAUGGAGUUGAUUCAUAUGGUGGGAUUAAAAUGCAGGGUCAAAAUCUUCAGAGAGUUGCUUUACAUGAACCUCAUGAAAGACCUCAGAAUUUGGUUUUUCAAGUGCAGACUGCGCAGCACUAUCCUCAUGGAUGAUAUUAUUACCCUGAAAACUCUCAAUGGCUUGGAAGGCCAUGUCUAAUUUCAGUCCUGUACCACAGCUGUGUUUCUGCAAUUUUUGGGUCCUUUUGCGAAUAUAUUUGGCUUUGAAUUAGCAGAUAGUAAUUGAACUGGAAGGAUGUUGGAUUAUUGUUGCUAGGAAGUUCAAAUUCUAUGCUGCCAAAUUGCUAUGGAACAUUCUCAAUAUGGGUUCUCUUUUCAUUUUGAUUUUUCAGUAGUUUUAUUGAGGACUUUUGAGGCUUUCUACCCUGAAUAUAUACUCCGUAUGAGGUUAUCCAAAUUCCCGCAAAGCAAAUUGGAAUGUAUAUCAGGAAUGCGGUGGUUUUAGGAGUGAAA